Molecule: messenger RNA, 390 nt
Organism: Symbiodinium natans
Lineage: Eukaryota; Dinophyceae; Suessiales; Symbiodiniaceae
Source: the annotation of a GenBank genome assembly
AUGAGCAUGAACGACGACCAAACUACUGAGGGCAAAGGGUCAUAUGCUAUUCCAUACCACUCCCAACUGAUUUUCUGGCGCUACCUCAAGACAUGGCUGGUCCUGGACAUGCUCUUGGUAUCUUUGGAUGUUCUCAACAUCGCCUCGGACUAUGCAGGUGUCGCCGUGAUCCGCUUCGCCCGGGUGGUGCGCAUCUUCCGGCUACUGCGCCUGCUGAAGAUGACAAAGCUGGACGAGAUCACGCAAGAGAUUGCGGCCUCCACUGGCCGUCAGUGGAUCAUGCUGGUCAUGGCGGUCUGCAACUCUGCCAUCGUCACCAUGCUUGUGGCUCACAUCGUCACAUGCUUCUGGUUUUGGGUGGGCACCUCCGCCUCCCGGCAGGAUGUCUGA